CAUGUUGGAUUUAGGGGGCGUUCCUGCGUUGGCUCUAAGGGAGGAACUUGACACUGAGUCUGACUAUGGUCAGUUCUCUUCCCGGUAGUCUUCUUCCCAGCGGGGGAGCAAAAUUAUGUUGAACUUAGACAUACUUUGGAUUUUAGUCAGCUGCUCCUUACUUCCGCGCAACUUAAAAAACUCGCAGACAGAUAUUUCUAGUUAGGAAAAAAAGAAAAAGAAAAAAAAAGUGGGUGUUGCAUAGUGAAGUGGAGACCGCCAGUCCCGGGGCAGGUCCUGACAUUGCGUCGCCAAGAGUCCGGAGGCUGAGGUUUUUUAGUGUGGACACUUCUGGGAAACUCUCCAAAGCGCAGAUUUGCCAACGAGGGGAAACCUGGGGAGAGACACGUUUUUUCUGUCCGGUCUCCGGUUUCCAGCGACGCUUCUUGCAUUUUAUCCAAGGUUCCUUCCCCAGAGGAUCACCUCACGGUUUGCUGGGAAUAAACAAUGCCUGAGGAUUAAGCGGAUGGGGAGUUAUUAAGUUAUUAGGAACCAAACAAGCCGUGUUUCAUUAUUUUUUGGAGAUGUGACGGGGUCUUCAUUCAUUUUAUCCGGUGCUGAGGGAUUAUUUAAGUCCACCUUUGGUUGUUUGUGCAGCAGAGAUGAUCUAUACUCCUAAUCUCCUGUUAUUAUAGGCAGCUUGAAAACGGAUGUGUUAUUGAGAUGAAGUUGAUAUAAGCGUUUUGCGCACUGUCUUACUCGGCUCUUCUGUCAAACAAAGAGCAGACAGAGAAGUGUCUUUCCUCAGCAGAAGGCAUGCUCUGAAAGUUACCACUGGUUGACUGUUCUGCCGCUCCUGCGCACUGUACAUCUUCAUCUGGAAUUAAUUGAUUUAAACGAACCCAAAUGCACUAAAGACGCGACAGGAUCGAGGCUCCACCACUGGAUCUUUAUCUUUCCCGGAGCGAUUGUUCAGUCUACUUUAUUUUAUUUUUGACAUCUCAGCAGAAUGAGGGGAUUAGUUCUGAGUUUAGCUCUCAUAUACUUGCUAACCUGGACUCAGGCUGACAAACAGACUCACCUCAAGCGGGUGCAGUUGCACCGACGCACCAGGCAGGGACGCGGCCAGCUGGUCGGAGCGGAGAAAGAGCGACUGAUCGGGCGUCUGCGCCCUGGAUAUGGUUCGGCAAUCUCGGUGCACAGCUCCACGAAGGGAGAGGAUGUGCAGGCCGAUGAGGGCAUUCCAGUUCGUGCCAGGACUGGGGCGACACAGGGCAAAAGAGCAAGAGGUCAAAGUCUGAUGCAGAGCAGAGGGGCAGCCGGACAGAUUGGCCUACCUCGUCAGGCAGGUAUGCUUCAAGAUGAGGGCACUCCAGGAGCGAGGGCCAGGGUUGCCAGGAUGCCCAGCAGCACAGGGUCUCCAAAUCUGUUGGCCAGUUUUGCAGGGAAGAACCGGGUGCUGGUGAUCUCUGCACCCCAUGACUCAGACGGCUACUACCGCCUGAUGAUGUCUCUCCUGAAACCUGAUGUCUACUGUGAGCUGGCAGAGAGACACGUCCACCAGAUUGUCAUGUUCCACCAGGAAGGAGAGAUGGGGGGCAAGGUCAGAAGGAUCACCACAGAGGGGAAGGUGAUGGAGGAGCCCCUGGAUACCGCUCUUAUCCCCAGACUCAUGAGCUUUCUCAAGCUGGAGAAAGGUAAGUUUGGAAUGGUGCUGCUGAAGAAGACCCUGCAGGUGGAGGAGAGGUACCCCUACCCAGUGAGGCUGGAGGCCAUGUACGAGGUCAUCGACCAAUCACCCAUGAGGAAGCUGGAGAAGCUUCGCCAGAAAGGAUUCGUCCAGAAGUGUAAAGGGGCAGGUGUGGAAGGUCAGGUAGAGGAGGGCACACUGACAGUUCCUGACAUGCCUGUAGAGAGAAAACCUGUAAAGAAGAUCUUGAGAAAGCCUCCGCAGACAACCACCACCACCACCACCACAACUACUACCCAACCAGCCACAACGACUACAACCACCACAACGACCAGACCCACGACAACCACAACCCGAGCAACAACAACCACAACAAAAGCUACAACAACAACAACCAAACCCACCACUACCACCACCAGAAGAACCACCACCACAACGAAAAGACCCACCACCACCAUCGCGACUACCGCCGCCACCACCACGACCACCACCACGACCACCACCACCCAGAGACCAACCAGAGGCCACACCACAGCUGUGUUGCUCCCAGCCCCCAGAACUACCACUGAUCCCAACUACUACAGUCGCAGAGAGCGAGAGCGGCACCCGGCUAAGACCACACCGACUGGAGAUAACCGCACUGACAAGGACGGCAGAGAUCCGCACGGCCGUAAGCUGGUCCCUGCCACGCAGAAACCCUCUAAGACCAAAACCAGCAAGAGGAAAAAUGGAGGAGAGAAGGUGCUGACCAAUGAGUACGAGGACAGGUACGAACCUAGCAAGCCAACGGCGAGCAACCCUGAGGAUACAGAGGCCUUCACUGAUGUCAGUCCAACCAAGAAGGCCAAAGGCAAGCAUGACAAGAAGAGGAAGAAGAAUGACAAGGCCGCCAAGAAGCAGGACAGGAGAGGAGGAAAAACAGGGAAGGAUGGAAAGAUCGGGGGAAAGAAGAAUGGAAAGAAGAUGUCAAAGUACCCAGAGAAAGAGGACUUCCCGAAACCCACAAAGAAGCCGACACCCCCCCCGAAAGGCUCCCUGGCAUCCUUCCUGGAUUACUUUGAGAACCGGAGGCGACUGCUGCUGAUUACGUCCCCCAGUGAGGAGAACAGUAUGUAUGUGCAGCAGAGGGACGAGUACCUGGAGUCUGUGUGUGAGAUGGCCAUUAGGAAAGUCUCUAUUAUCACCAUCUUUGGUUCCUUGGCCAACUCCACCAUGAAAAUUGACCACUACCAGAUAGAGAAUGAUAAGCCUAUGAAGGGUCUCCGUCAGGAGGACCUGGUGAACCAGGAUCUGAUCACAGAGCUCAGGAAAGAGUUUAGCAUGACAUACGAUGAGUUCUACAUGGUCCUCACCGACACCGACAUGAGAGUCAAGCAAUCCUACGAGGUUCCCAUUGCCAUGAAGGCUGUGUUCGACUAUGUCGACACAUUCUCAUCCCGCAUCCGAGAGAUGGAGCAGCAGAAGAGAGAUGGGGUCGUCUGCAAGAAAGAGGACAAGCCCAGGUCCUUGGAGAACUUCCUGUCCAGGUUCCGUUGGAGACGUCGCCUGUUCAUCAUCUCUGCUCCCAGCGAUGAGGAGUGGGCCUACCAGCAGCAACUCUACGCCCUGAGCAGCCAGGCCUGCAAUCUGGGUCUGAGGCACAUUGCUGUCCUGAAGUUGGUUGGCACUGAGUCGCCAGAUAUGGGUGGAGUCCUGGAGCUCUAUCCGAUCAAUGGGAGUGCUACUGUGGAGCGAGAAGGUAUUUCAGGCAGUCUUGUGAAGGACAUGAGGAACUACUUCCAGGUGAGCCCAGAGUACUUCUCCAUGCUGCUGGUGGGAAAGGAUGGCAACGUAAAGUCCUGGUACCCGUCACCCAUGUGGUCCAUGGCUAUCAUCUACGAUCUGGUGGACUCCAUGCAGCUCCGCAGGCAGGAGAUGGCCAUCCAGCAGUCGCUCGGAAUGCGCUGCCCUGAAGACGAGUACGGUGGCUAUGGUUACCAUCAGCACGGAUAUGAGCAUGGUUACCAGGACGGCUAUCACCAGGGGUAUGGUUACUAACAGGUGUGUGCAGCUGGUCCUCUACCCAUCCUCCACCAGGCAGUUGUCACAGAUGGAAUGAGCUCCUCCAAUGUUUUGUAGCACUUAGUGAAAGCAUCAGCACUGCUUUCACCUACCCAUUCGUUUGAUAUACACUAUAUAGCAUAGUCAGCUCCAGGUAUCGGUAUCAUUUCAUUAACCAGAUCUCAUUAAAAAGUGCGGUGAGGAUACAGUUUCCAGGGUGUCUCUCAUCAUCAUUACUUUCUUCCAGGUCAAACUGACACAUUUAUAAACUUCACCACAGACCUUUAUUUUGUAGAUAAUGGCCUAAAAAUGAUAUUUAUUGGACAUGUGUUGCAUUUGAGGUGCUAUAUAUAUAUAUACACACACACACAUUAUUUCUUGUAAAGUUUCUGUUGCUAUCCAGUGUUCUUAUUUAUACUCCAUUGGCUCUAUGACAAAUAAACAUUUGUUUACUAUCA
Molecule: messenger RNA, 4167 nt
Organism: Mugil cephalus (flathead mullet)
Lineage: Eukaryota; Metazoa; Chordata; Actinopteri; Mugiliformes; Mugilidae
Gene: ccdc80
Product: coiled-coil domain containing 80
Exons: 10
Coding region: 989-3706 (905 amino acids)
Source: RefSeq, a predicted model, not a curated record